Messenger RNA from Molossus molossus (Pallas's mastiff bat), 1483 nucleotides. It is a transcript of the gene SDF4, whose product is annotated as stromal cell derived factor 4. Bases 113 to 1162 code for a protein of 349 amino acids. NCBI's taxonomy places the organism in Eukaryota, Metazoa, Chordata, Mammalia, Chiroptera, Molossidae. The transcript is spliced from 7 exons. The record is from RefSeq and is a predicted model, not a curated record. Gene Ontology annotation, biological process: calcium-ion regulated exocytosis. Gene Ontology annotation, molecular function: calcium ion binding. Gene Ontology annotation, cellular component: endoplasmic reticulum.
UGGCCGCCGCCUAGCCGAGUCCUCAGGAGGCGUCACGGCCGCAGCAGCGCUCGGCGGAUCCUGGCGCGCCUGGCCACUUGCAGGCUGUCCUGAGGUCCGGACCCAAGGGGCCAUGGCUUCCAGGCAGGCUCCCUGCUGCCUCUGGCUCCUGAGCAUCGUCCUUCUGAUGGACGCGUCCGCACGGCCUGCCAACCACUCAUCUGCACGGGACAAAGCAGGCCACAGGGAGGACAAUGAGAUCCUGCCUCCAGACCACCUGAAUGGGGUGAAGCUGGAGAUGGACGGGCACCUCAACAAGGACUUCCACCAGGAGGUCUUCCUGGGGAAGGACACGGACGGGUUCGAGGAGGAUGCAGAGCCUCGGAAGAGCAGGAGGAAGCUGAUGGUCAUUUUCUCCAAGGUGGACGUGAACGCCGACGGGAGGAUCAGCGCCAAGGAGAUGCAGCGCUGGAUCGCAGAGAAGACGGCCGAGCACUUCCAGGAGGCCGUGGGCGAGAGCCGGGCACACUUCCGCGCAGUGGACCCCGACGGCGAUGGCCACGUGUCGUGGGACGAGUACAAGGUGAAGUUCUUGGUGAGCAAAGGCCACAACGAGAGGGAAGUUGCUGAGAAGAUCAAGAAUAACCAGGAGCUGAAAGUCGACGAGGAGACACAGGAAGUCCUGGAGAACCUCAAAGACCGCUGGUACCAGGCAGACAACCCCCCUUCGGACCUGCUGCUGACCGAGGAUGAGUUCCUGUCCUUCCUGCACCCGGAGCACAGCCGUGGCAUGCUCAAGUUCAUGGUCAAGGAGAUCGUCCGGGACCUGGAUCAGGACGGCGACAAGCAGCUCUCGCUGCCCGAGUUCAUCUCUCUGCCCGUGGGCACCGUGGAGGACGAGCGGGGCCAGGGCGUCGACGACAGCUGGGUGAGGGACCGGAGGAAGGAGUUUGAGGAACUGAUCGACGCCAACCACGACGGCAUCGUGACCAUGGCAGAGCUGGAGGAGUACAUGGACCCCAUGAACGAGUACAAUGCCCUCAACGAGGCCAAGCAGAUGAUCGCCGUGGCCGACGAGAACCAGAACCAGCACCUGGAGCCCGAGGAGGUGCUCAAGUACAGCGAGUUUUUCACGGGCAGCAAGCUCAUGGACUACGCCCGCAACGUGCACGAGGAGUUCUGAGCCGGCCUGUGCCGCAGGCUGCUGCUGGCGUCCGUGCUGCUGGCGCCUCGCGGUUCUGAGAACUCGGCGGCCGCGGGGUACCAAUCACCUCGAGCCCCGGGCUCGCCGCUGUGGGAAACAGCUCUGGUUUCCUCGAAGCUGAACAGCUGGGGCCGCGGGCCUGGCGGGCGGGUGGGCGGCUGUCUGACCCGCUGAGGCUGCUCAGCCUCUGGGAGGCCCGGACGGUGGCAGAGUCUCGCUGACUGGCUCUGAGAUGUAGUUGCCUCUCUUCCCAGCUGUAUUUCCGGUGGAGAAAUCCCAUAAACGGUGGUCGGAACCCCG